This is a messenger RNA of Spodoptera frugiperda (fall armyworm), 909 nucleotides long. RefSeq names its product serine/threonine-protein kinase PITSLRE-like. The coding region runs from base 1 to 909 and encodes 302 amino acids. Gene Ontology annotation, biological process: protein phosphorylation; regulation of mitotic cell cycle. Gene Ontology annotation, cellular component: nucleus. NCBI's taxonomy places the organism in Eukaryota, Metazoa, Arthropoda, Insecta, Lepidoptera, Noctuidae. The transcript has a single exon. Gene Ontology annotation, molecular function: cyclin-dependent protein serine/threonine kinase activity; ATP binding. The record is from RefSeq and is a predicted model, not a curated record.
AUGAAUUUGUGGCACGAAAAUAUCGUUCUAGUCCACGAGCUAGCGAUGGGCUCAAGUAGGAAUGAAGUGUUCAUUGUAAUGGAAUAUCUGCCCCAUCAAUUAAGAAGUCUACUGGAUACAGUGCGCAACAAAAGACAAAGGUUUGGCCCGGAACAUAUACAUUGUUUGAUGACGCAGCUCAUAAGAGCCAUGGCGUAUCUACACCAGAACCGUGUCAUGCACCGGGAUCUCAAACCCGACAACAUACUAAUGUGUAAAGAUGGUUAUUUAAAGGUGGCAGAUUUCGGCAUGGCGCGAGAGUGUAAAUUACCUCUUCGGCAGUAUACUCCGGGCAUGUGUUCACUGUGGUAUGGGGCGCCAGAACUACUCCUUUUAAGCACAGAAUACUCCACUUCUGUCGACAUGUGGAGUAUCGGCUGUAUAUUCGCCGAAUUCAUUAACAUAUGGCCACUGUUCCAGGACAAAUCGGAAAGUGAUCAGUUAAAGAAAAUUUACAAGGUACUGGGCACGCCGUCAGACACCGUUUGGCCUGGUUACAGUACCUUGCCAUUAGUUGGAGACAUAAUAUUCGAUGAGUAUGAACCAAGCGGGUUGCGUAAAGAGAUAAAACACGAAAUACUUUCCGAUAGCGGCUUAGAUUUACUACAAAGAAUGUUAAUAUAUGACCCAAAAAGACGUAUGAGUGCAAAGGAAGCUUUACGACAUAAAUAUUUUGAUGACGAACCGGUGGCGAUAAGUCCAGAUGAGUUUCUUAAAUCUCUGGACUUGGAAGAUGACCAUGAGGAUACAGACUCCGAUACAGGAGACGACGAGCAGUCCGGCUCUGACACAGGAGACGACGAACAGUCCGGUUCUGAUAUGGAAGAUGAAGAAAAGUCCGGCUCUUCAGGAGAAGAUCUCACUUUUUAA